AGGGAAGCGAGGGGAAGACGCUGGUGGACUAAAUUUGCCCGGAACAUAAAAACAAGAAGAUGGAGUGUAUUUCUUUCUCGGGAGGGAAGAUAAGGACCUGCUGAAGUACUUCUGGACACAAUAGACCGCCUGGACAAUCCUGAAUAGAGUGGACUACCAUUGAAAAGUGAGAGAAAAAAACAACAAAAACAAUCUUUUCAGAUCUGAACUGUGACUUCCCAAGUGAGUAAAAUUCCCUUGCAUGGUUCAACACUCCAAUGACCCACUGAGUAUCCUGGAUUUCCUUUGACUUCCAAGAAGGACCCUUGAGCCCGACACCGGUCUCUGGACUGUCUGCGCAACUGUCUCCUUUUGGUGUCAGAGUUUUGAAUUAGGCCCGUAGACCCCGGGUGAAGAUGACUUGACUUGGCAGGCCCCCCUCGUUACCCACAGAGAGAGCAAGAGAGGCUGGCUGUAAAAACAGACAACCACAAAUGUCGUGGCCCUGAGCCAUGCUGGUGUUGCCACUACUGGAGCCCUGUGGUAAAGACUAUCAGUAUCGCUAUCAUCACUCGUCCAUGCCGAGGAACGCUCUACAGCCCCAAGGGACGAGGUUUCAUAUCUGAACGGCUUGUGGAAGGCGACACGCCUGCACGUCGCUCACAUAACACCGACUAACGCCGCGCUCAACCCAGUGGAAGGCGCGGACUGAGAAGGAGCCGGGACACCAGCAUGGCGACUGAGAGCAUUGCCGAGCUCCGCGAUUGGCUCUUCCUGUUCCUCCUGUGCCUCACCUUAUUGGCCGAGGUGCUGGAACUGGCAGCAGCUGCCAUCGCUUUGGAAACGGGCGAGGGGGAUGAAGGGAUAGUUUGCCCCUCAGUCUGCCGCUGCGAUGAGGGUUUUGUCUACUGCAACGACCGCGGACUCAGUUUGAUUCCACCUUUACCGUUGACGGCUGCCAUCCUCUACCUGCAGAGCAAUCGGCUGACUAACGCCGGCCUGCCUCAGUCACUGGAGCGCAGUACUUCUAUACGAGUUAUUUACCUCUACGCCAAUCAUUUGGAUGAGUUUCCCAUACACCUCCCACCUUCAUUACGGGAGCUCCAUUUGCAGGAUAAUAAUAUACGAACUUUACCACGAUCAUCUCUGGCCAAGUUACCGCUGCUGGAGCGUUUACACUUGGAUGAUAAUUCAAUAUCGACUGUGAGUAUCCAGGAGCGCGCCUUUUCUGGGACUCCACGGCUACGACUGCUGUUUCUGUCUCGGAACCACCUGUCAAGCAUCCCCGCAGGCUUGCCGGCAUCUUUGGAGGAGCUGCGAUUAGACGACAACAGAAUCAACACCAUCCCCACGCAUGCCUUCCGAGGGCUGUCCUCCUUGCGACGCCUAGUCCUGGACGGCAAUCUGUUAGCUAACACUCGCAUUGCAGAUGACACCUUUUCCCGCCUCGCUAAUCUGACAGAGCUAUCGCUAGUCCGAAAUGCCUUGCAGUCUCCACCAAUCAACCUACCAUCAGCUCAUCUUAUUCGGCUCCAUUUACAGGAUAACGGGAUGACUCACAUACCAAGAGGAUCACUGGACGGGAUGCGGCGCCUGCAGAAGCUAGACCUAUCGGGAAACAAUCUGACCAGUCUUCCCCGAGGGCUUCUUAAGGACACUGACAGUUUGGAGUUGUUGCUGCUACGAGGAAACCCCUGGUACUGUGGUUGCAACCUUCGCUGGCUCCACGCAUGGCUGCACAGCUGGGGGGUUGCUGUAACAGUCAGGGGGUUGACCUGUCUGGGACCUGAAGCGGUGAAAGGCCAGGCCCUUAAAGACCUUACCUAUCUGAUAGAACAGUGUGAAGGACCACCAGCUGGUCCAGCAACUGGAGUUGGGGUGAAUCCAUCAGAAAAGGAUGGAGGAAGUGAAGAUAGUGUUAGAGGGGAGGGGCAAGCUGUGGUUUCAGUUCCCCACGGUAGCACUACCACUAACUCUUUGCCGGUCCCUACCCAAGGUUCCCUUUUCACACUGCGAGCCAAGCGACCAGGCCUGGUUAUGCCUCUACCUGCCGCGGGAGAAGGUCAAGUAUCCGGAGAGGCCCUCGAGCUGACUGUAAAAGCUCUCUCCUCAGACAGUGUGCUGGUCAGCUGGUUGUGUCCACAGCCAGCACCCUCAUUCCGUCUAUCCUGGCUGAGGUUGGGAUCCAGCGCAGCACUGGGUUCCAUCACAGAAACUCUAGUUCCCGGAGAGAGGAGGCAGUACCACCUUACCCAGCUCACACCACACUCACAUUAUCUCAUAUGUUUGCUGCCAUUACGACAGGAGACCUUUCUGGGCUCCAGCAUGGGGACAUCUCGGGGAGGCAGCGUUGAAUUGAACAAUAAAGCUUCUGCCCCAGCCUGUUCUCAAAUAGAGACUGGCGAGGCUCUGGUCAACUCCAGAGGAGAGGGGUCAGAUAAGGACACACGGGACUCAGAGCUAUCAGCCCUGCCCCUGGCAGGCAUCAUUGGGGGUGCUACAGCAUUGGUAAGUCUUCUGCUAAUUUUUGGUAUUUUCUGCUGGUAUGGACAAAGAACAAGUUACAAAUCGGGAGACUCAACUUCAUACAACAGAGGGCGAGGAGGAAAACAUUAUGAUGACUAUGUAGAAUCGGGCACCAAAAAAGAUAAUUCCAUUUUGGAAAUCCGAGCCCCUCCUACGGGGUUCCAGAUGACAGCCAUGGCCCAUCAGCCUCUGCAGCCCAAACUGGAGGAUGUCACCUACAUCCACACCAUUUUCCCUUCUUCGUCCUCUUCCUCCCAUGCUAACGGGACGUACCGCAGCAACCACAGAGCCGGCAGCCUCAACGGCACCAUCAUCAGCCAAACCAGCCACCACAACGUCACCUACGGCACCAACCGUGGCUACAGAGAGGGCGGCAUCCCUGACAUAGAUUACGCCUACACGUGAUGACACGGAGUCGCCGCACUCCCCGAGCCAUGAAUGCCUGGCGCCAUCUCUAUGGUGACGACUCCUGUGACCCGCGGCCAUUUUGUCCUUGGUUUCCAAAGUACCCUUUGUGCCUAAGAUGGUUCAAGUCUGAUAUGUUUGCUAAGUAGAAGAAACUGUUUUGAUUGGACAAUGCUCUCCUGUACUCUACGACUGUAAGACACGUUGCAGUAGACUCUUCUUUCAGUGCUACUUAUCAAUGGUUACAUUUUUCUCCUUUGCCUAUCUGUGUGUCUUUCAAAACUGCUGUUCUUAAUCCACAGUAACUUAUUUGAGGUUGAUAUCCUAGGCAUAGCUGAUGUAGAAGGCGAUAUAUUUAUAAUACCAAGGGAAGGCAAUUCGUGUGUAUAGAGAUAGCUCUACGCUCUUUGCUGUGUAGAUGAAGGGUAGACAGAUGCAGAAAUUGACGGUUGUUAUAAUCCACAGAUGACAUCCAAUCGUGGUUGACAUGAAGAUACGUGUUCCGAUCCCCCGCACGCCCCCUUUUACUCUGGAUUACUUCACCCGAUUCCAUUGUUCCCCCCUUCCUGCCUCUUUGUUUUUAGCCCAGGCUCUUUCCUUUCAUUUCUCUCGUGUCGUUUUGUGGCGUCGCGAGUGGAGGACGACUUUGUUCUCGCCAAAAGGAGCUGACAGCAUUGAUAACAGCUCUGACAAAGACAUGAGACACAAACCGCCACAUGGGGAGACUAAUGAGUGGGGGAGAGAGAGAGAGCGAGAGAGAGCCGGAGUGAUGGAUAGAUAGAUGCUUGGAUGGAGAGAGCAAACAUGAAAGAAGAGAGACGCUGAAGGCUGCCGUUUUGGGAAUGAGGGUGAAAGAACCGUGUUGGUUUAAAUGCGGAGUCGGAGGAUUAUGGGAAAGAAACAAUAGAAAGGGUCCGGGACAACUUGGGGUGUAACGGUACGUACCUCGGUUUUAAGGUCACGGCGAAGUUCUUUUUACGCAAAAUAUAAAUCUGCUUCGUUUUUUGUGUUUCUCUGGAAAAUUGGGAAAAAUAAGGAAUUUUUCAUCUAAUGCGCAUCACACAUUGCCGUUAAAGGGGAACAUUAUCACCAGAGCUAUGUAAGCGUCAAUAUAUACCUUAAUGUUGCAGAAAAAAGACCAUAACUGAUUUCCGAACUCUAAAAGGGUGAAUUGUUCGCUAUUGGAGCAAUGACCUUACACCCGUGACGUCACAACAGGAAGCAAUCCAUCGUUUUCUCAAACACAUUACACGCACCAAGUCAAAUCAGCUCUGUUAUUUUCCGUUUCUUCGACUGUUUUCCGUACCUUGGAGACAUCAUGCCUCGUCGGUGUGUUGUCGGAGGGUGUAACAAUACUAACAGGGACGGAUUCAAGUUGACUUACGUGGAGUGUGCUAAUCAGACACAUCAAUGGUCACGGCAUGCUAAUCGAUGCUAACAUGCUAUUUAGUCCAGCUGUAUGUACAUAGUGCAUCAUUAUGCCUCAUUUGUAGCUAUAUUUGUAUCCAGCCUUUCCCUCCACCCACAUUUAAUGCCAAACAAACAAAUACCAAUCGACGGAUUCAAGUUGCACCAGUGGUCAAAAGAUGCAAAAGUCCCUCAUUUGUUCUGUUCUGUGUGUGGAUAUCCUGCGACACCCAAAGCAGAUGCAUUUCCAACAAUAAAGUCAAGUAAUCACAAAGGUAAUUUUUGUUGAUGUUAUUGACUUAUGUGCUAAUCAGACAUAUUUGCGCAUGGCAUGACUGCAAGCUAAUUGAUGCUAACAUGCUAUUUAGGCUAGCUGUAUGUACAUUUGUAGCUAUAUUUGCAUCCAGCCUUUCCCUCCACCCACAUUUAAUGCCAAACAAACACAUACCAAUCGACGGAUUGAAGUUGCACCAGAGGUCAAAAGAUGCGAAAGUCCCUUGUUUGUUCUGUUCUGUCGUAGCAUCGCUAUCAGAGAUGUGUGGAUAUCUUGCGACACCCAAAGCAGAUGCAUUUCCAACAAUAAAGUCAACAAAAUCACAAAGGUGACUUUUGUUGAUGUUAUUGACUUAUGUGCUAAGACAUAUUGGCGCACGGCAUGACUACAAGCUAAUCGAUGCUAACAUGCUAUUUAGGCUAGCUGUAUGUACAUAUUGCAUCAUUAUGCCUCAUUUGUAACUAUAUUUGCAUCCAGCCUUUCUCUCCACCCACAUUUAAUGCCAAACAAACACAUACCAAUCGACGGAUUGAAGUUGCACCGGUGGUCAAAAGAAGCUAAAGUCCCUCGUUUGUUCUGUUCCGUCGUAGCAUCGCUACCGACGAUAGCGAUGCUACAACAGAGAUGUGUGGAUAUCCUGCGACACUCAAAGCUGAUGCAUUUCCAACAAUAAAGUCAACGAAAUCACAAAGGUGAGUUUUGUUGAUGUUAUUGACUUAUGUGCUAAUCAGACAUAUUUGCGCACGGCAUGACUGCAAGCUAAUCGAUGCUAACAUGCUAUUUAGGCUAGCUGUAUGUACAUUUGUAGCUAUAUUUGCAUCCAGCCUUUCCCUCCACCCACAUUUAAUGCCAAACAAACACAUACCAAUCGACGGAUUCAAGUUGCACCAGUGGUCAAAAGAUGCAAUCGUUGGUUAGAAGGCGAUCGCCGAAUUCGUCCUCGUUGCCGCGGUCUGUCGCAAUAUGGUUCAAUAGCUUUAGUUUCUUCUUCAAUUUCGUUUUCGCUCUCAGCCUCCACACUCCAACCAUCCGUUUCAAUACAUGCGUAAUCUGUUGAAUCGCUUAAGCCACUGAAAUCCGAGUCUGAAUCCGAGCUAAUAUCGCUGAACCUUUCUGUUCCAUCCGCCAUGUUUGUUUGUAUUAGCGUCAGGCAAUGACGUCACAGGAAAAUGGACGGGUGGAUAUAGGGAUGGUGAAAAUCAGGCACUUUGAAGCAGUUUUUCGGGAUAUUGUGUGAUGGGUAAAAUAAAAUAAGCCACUGGGAACUGAUUUUUAUUGGUUUUAACCCUUCUGAAAUUGUGAUAAUGUUCCCCUUUAUAUCAAAAGAAGAAUACAUGGGUUGUACUUGUAUAGCGCUUUUCUACCUUCAAGGUACUCAAAGCUCUUUGACACUAUUUCCACAUUCACCCAUUCACAUUCACACACUGAUGGGCGGGAGCUGCCAAGCAAGGCCCUAACCACCACCCAUCAGGAGCAAGGGUGAAGUGUCUUGCUCAAGGACACAACGGACAUGACGAGGUUGGUAGAAGGUGUGGGUUGAACCAGGAACCCUCAGGUUGCUGGCACGGCCACUCUCCCAACCGCGCCAUGCCGUCCCCCUAAAUAAUUCCUUGUUCUUCUUCAUGAAAAUAACAACGGCCUGAUCCACCAGGAGUGCUAAACAGCGUGUGCAACUAUAAAAUUGUGUGUACUACUAGCAGGAUUGUCGCGGGUGAUCUGCUAAGACUGCUUGCGCAAUUGCAAAAAUGGUGCAGACCAUCCAUCCAUCCUCAAUCCGGAAUCGGGUCCAGGGAACAACAGCUCCACCAGACACCCCCAGACUUCCCUCUCCAGAGCAACAUUAGCAACUUCCUCCUGGGGGGUUCCCGAAGCGUUCCCAGGCCAGAGAGGAGAUGUAAACCCCCAUCUGGUCCUUGGCCUGCCCCAGGGUUUCCUCCCAGUGGGACGUGCAACGAAGACCUCCCUGGGGAGACGCUCGUGAGGCAUCCGCCCGAGAUGCCCGAACCACCUAAGCUGGCUCCGUUCCAAGCGAAGGAGCAGGUGCAGAAGGUGCAGACCGCCCGAUUUUAAUGAGGAUUCUGCGUCUACUGCCGGCUGUCACCAUGGAGACGGUCAUUUCCUACGCAUUGUGCGCCGACCUGUGGUGUUUUGCUGGGUUCUUCAACAUGCAGCACCUUUUCUGGGCAAUACAGAAGAGCCAUCUAGACGGCAAAACCUCUUUGUAGCACACGGAAGACUGCAUGACCGGCAAUAACUGUGGCGAUGCACUGGAAUGAUCCAGACACAAGAAAAUGCACGUCGCAAGAAUUUUUAUUUAGAUAUUCAAUACAUCUGCUAUAUGAAAAAGCUAACAUUAGAAAAAGUCCAUCAUCUUAAAUAUGGAAUUGCUAGAGCGUCAAAUAUUUGUGUUUGUCGACACAAGAACUGAAGGUUCUCUCUCUCCAUCGUCUAUCAGCGAAGGCUUUCCAGCCAUUUGUGCGUAACUGUGCCAGCAUGUACCUUUCUAACAAGCUAAAUAUAGGCUGCAUGGUUCUCGCCCGUAAAAGGGUGGAAUGCUAUCUCCGGGGAUGCGGAGGAGAUCUCGCCCCAUGUGAAGGAGUUCAAGUACAUCGGAGUCUUGUUCACGAGUGAGGGAAGAGUGGAUCGUGAGAUCGACAGGCGGAUUGGUGUGGCAUCUUCAGUAAUGCGGACGCUGUAUUGAUCCGUUGUGGUGAUAAAGGAGCUGAGCCGGAAGGCAAAGCUCUCAAUUUACCGGUCGAUCUACGUUCCCAUCCUCACCUAUGGUCAUGAACUUUGGGUUAUGAUCGAAAGGACAAGAUCACGGGUACAAGCGGCCAAAAUUAGUUUCCUCUGCCGGGUGGGGGGUCUCUCCCUUAGAGAUAGGGUGAGAAUCUUUGUAAUCCGGGAAGAGCUCAGAGUAAAGCCGCUGCUCCUCCAAAUGGACAGGAUCCAGAUGAGGUGGUUCGGGCAUCUGCACAGGAUGCCACCCGAACACCUCCUGUUUCGGGUACGUCCGACCGGCAAAAGGCCACGGGGAAGAACCAGGACACGUUGGGAAGACUAUGUCUCCCGGCUGGCCUGGGAACGCCUCGGGAUCCCCCGGGAAGAGCUAAACGAAGUGGCUGGGGAGAGAGAAGUCUGGGGUUCCCUGCUUAGGCUGCUGAGCGGACAAUAUCUACCUUCCCAUCCUCACCUAUGGUCAUGAACUUUGGGUUAUGACCGAAAGGACAAGAUCACAGGUACAAGUGGCCAAAAUGAGUUUCCUCUGCCGGGUGGCGGGUUUCUCCCUUAGAGAUAGGGGGAGAAUCUCUGUCAUCCGGGAAGAGCUCAAAGUAAAGCUGCUUCUCCUCCACAUGGAGAGGAGCCAAAUGAAGUUAUUCGGGCAUCUGCUCAGGAUACCACUCGAACUCCUCCCUAGGGAGGUGUUUAGGGCAUGUUCGAUUGGUAGGAGGCCACGGAGAAGACUCAGGACACGUUGGGAAGACUAUGUCUCCCGGCUGGCCUGGGAACGCCUCGGGAUUCCCCGGGAAGAGCGAGACGAAGUGGCUGGGGAGAGAGAAGUCUGGGAUUCUCUGCUUAGGCUGCUGAGCGGACAAUAUCUACCUUCCCAUCCUCACCUAUGGUCAUGAACUUUGGGUUAUGACCGAAAGGACAAGAUCACGGGUAUAAGUGGCCAAAAUUAGUUUCCUCUGCCGGGUGGCGGGUCUCUCCCUUAGAGAUAGGUUGAGAAUCUUUGUCAUCCGGGAGGAACUCAGAGUAAAGCCGGUGCUCCUUCACAUGGAGAGGAGCCAGAUGAGGUGGUUCGGGCAUCUGCUUAGGAUGCCACCCGAACACCUCCUGUUUUGGGUACGUCCGACCGGCAAAAGGCCACGGGGGAGACCCAGGACACGUUGGGAAGACUACAUCUCCCGGCUGGUCUGGGAACGACUCGGGAUUCCCCGGGAAGAGCUAGACGAAGUGGCUGGGGAGAGAGAAGCCUGGGAUUCCCUGGUUAGGCUGCUGAGCGGACAAUAUCUAUGUUCCCAUCCUUACCUAUGGUCAUGAACUUUGGGUUAUGACCGAAUGGACUAGAUGACGGGUACAAGCGGCCAAAAUUGGUUUCCUCUGCCGGGUGGCGGGUCUCUUCCUUAGAGAUAGGGUGAGAAUCUUUGUCAUCCGGGAGGAACUCAGAGUAAAGCCGGUGCUCCUCCACAUGGAGAGGAGCCAGAUGAGGUGGUUCGGGCAUCUGCUCAGGAUGCCACCUGAACACCUCCUGUUUUGGGUACGUCCGACCGGCAAAAGGCCACGGGGAUGACCCAGGACACGUUGGAAAAACUACAUCUCCUGGCUGGCCUAGGAACGCCUCAGGAUCCCCUGGGAGGAGCUGGACCAAGUGGCUGGGGGGAGAGAAGUCUGGGCUUCCAUGCUUAGGCUGCUGAGCGGACAAUAUCUAUGUUCCCAUCCUCACCUAUGGUCAUUAACUUUGGGUUAUGACCGAAUGGACUAGAUGACGGGUACAAGCGGCCAAAAUUGGUUUCCUCUGCCGGGUGACGGGUCUCUCCCUUAGAGAUAGGGUGAGAAUCUUUGUAAUCCGGGAAGAGCUCAGAGUAAAGCCGCUGCUCCUCCAAAUGGACAGGAUCCAGAUGAGGUGGUUCGGGCAUCUGCACAGGAUGCCACCCGAACACCUCCUGUUUCGGGUACGUCCGACCGGCAAAAGGCCACGGGGAAGAACCAGGACACGUUGGGAAGACUAUGUCUCCCGGCUGGCCUGGGAACGCCUCGGGAUCCCCCGGGAAGAGCUAAACGAAGUGGCUGGGGAGAGAGAAGUCUGGGGUUCCCUGCUUAGGCUGCUGAGCGGACAAUAUCUACCUUCCCAUCCUCACCUAUGGUCAUGAACUUUGGGUUAUGACCGAAAGGACAAGAUCACAGGUACAAGUGGCCAAAAUGAGUUUCCUCUGCCGGGUGGCGGGUUUCUCCCUUAGAGAUAGGGGGAGAAUCUCUGUCAUCCGGGAAGAGCUCAAAGUAAAGCUGCUUCUCCUCCACAUGGAGAGGAGCCAAAUGAAGUUAUUCGGGCAUCUGCUCAGGAUACCACUCGAACUCCUCCCUGGGGAGGUGUUUAGGGCAUGUCCGAUUGGUAGGAGGCCACGGAGAAGACUCAGGACACGUUGGGAAGACUAUGUCUCCCGGCUGGCCUGGGAACGCCUCGGGAUUCCCCGGGAAGAGCGAGACGAAGUGGCUGGGGAGAGAGAAGUCUGGGAUUCUCUGCUUAGGCUGCUGAGCGGACAAUAUCUACCUUCCCAUCCUCACCUAUGGUCAUGAACUUUGGGUUAUGACCGAAAGGACAAGAUCACGGGUAUAAGUGGCCAAAAUUAGUUUCCUCUGCCGGGUGGCGGGUCUCUCCCUUAGAGAUAGGUUGAGAAUCUUUGUCAUCCGGGAGGAACUCAGAGUAAAGCCGGUGCUCCUUCACAUGGAGAGGAGCCAGAUGAGGUGGUUCGGGCAUCUGCUUAGGAUGCCACCCGAACACCUCCUGUUUUGGGUACGUCCGACCGGCAAAAGGCCACGGGGGGGACCCAGGACACGUUGGGAAGACUACAUCUCCCGGCUGGUCUGGGAACGACUCGGGAUUCCCCGGGAAGAGCUAGACGAAGUGGCUGGGGAGAGAGAAGUCUGGGAUUCCCUGGUUAGGCUGCUGAGCGGACAAUAUCUAUGUUCCCAUCCUUACCUAUGGUCAUGAACUUUGGGUUAUGACCGAAUGGACUAGAUGACGGGUACAAGCGGCCAAAAUUGGUUUCCUCUGCCGGGUGGCGGGUCUCUUCCUUAGAGAUAGGGUGAGAAUCUUUGUCAUCCGGGAGGAACUCAGAGUAAAGCCGGUGCUCCUCCACAUGGAGAGGAGCCAGAUGAGGUGGUUCGGGCAUCUGCUCAGGAUGCCACCUGAACACCUCCUGUUUUGGGUACGUCCGACCGGCAAAAGGCCACGGGGAUGACCCAGGACACGUUGGAAAAACUACAUCUCCUGGCUGGCCUAGGAACGCCUCAGGAUCCCCUGGGAGGAGCUGGACCAAGUGGCUGGGGGGAGAGAAGUCUGGGCUUCCAUGCUUAGGCUGCUGAGCGGACAAUAUCUAUGUUCCCAUCCUCACCUAUGGUCAUGAACUUUGGGUUAUGACCGAAUGGACUAGAUGACGGGUACAAGCGGCCAAAAUUGGUUUCCUCUGCCGGGUGACGGGUCUCUCCCUUAGAGAUAGGGUGAGAAUCUUUGUCAUCCGGGAGGAACUCAGAGUAAAGCCGGUGCUCCUCCACAUGGAGAGGAGCCAGAUGAGGUGGUUCGGGCAUCUGCUCAGGAUGCCACCUGAACACCUCCUGUUUCGGGUACGUCCGACCGGCAAAAGGCCACGGGGAUGACCCAGGACACGUUGGAAAAACUACAUCUCCCGGCUGGCCUAGGAACGCCUCAGGAUCCUCUGGGAGGAGCUGGACCAAGUGGCUGGGGGGAGAGAAGUCUGGGCUUCCAUGCUUAGGCUGCUGAGCGGACAAUAUCUAUGUUCCCAUCCUCACCUAUGGUCAUGAACUUUGGGUUAUGACCGAAAGGACAAGAUCACGGGUACAAGUGGCCAAAAUGAGUUUCCUCUGCCGGGUGGCGGGUUUCUCCCUUAGAGAUAGGGGGAGAAUCUCUGUCAUCCGGGAAGAGCUCAAAGUAAAGCUGCUUCUCCUCCACACGGAGAGGAUCUAGAUGAGGUGGUUCGGGCAUCCGCUCAGGAUGCCACUCGAACUCCUCCCUAGGGAGGUGUUUAGGGCAUGUCCGAUUGGUAGGAGGCCACGGGGAAGACCCAGGAGACGUUGGGAAGACUAUGUCUCCCGGCUGGCCUGGGAACGCCUCGGGAUCCCCCGGGAGGAACUGGACCAAGUGGCUGGGGAGAGGGAAAUCUGGGCUUCUCUACUUAGACUGCUGCCCCCGGGACCCGACCUCGGAUAAGCGGAAGAAAAUGUAUGGAUGGAUGGAUGAACUAUCAUUUUAUUUUUUAGUAAAUGAAGGUUUCUUCCGCAUGAAUAAUAAUUCCAGUUUGUAGCCCGGUUCCCCAUCCCAACACUCGUCUUUGUUUACAUGCUGCAGAUGAAAUGUUCCCAUUCAGAACUCUCUAAAGUUUUUUCAAAGUUUUCACUCCUGGAUGGCGCCACCACGACUCCGGCUUGUCAGGACUUGGAAUAAGGAGAGGACUCAGAUGCAGAGAUGAGGUUCUAAUAAAGCUUUUAUUUUGAAACCACAUUUAAACCUCCGGACCCAGAGUAUUACGCACUUAAUGAUUAACAAAAAAGUCAGCGGAAAUAAUUCCGGAAAUAGAUAAACCAAAAAUCACUCCAGAAAUAGUAGGAAAAAAAUAACUAAAGGACGAACUAUCAUUAAAGUCGUAUUUACUAUAAAAAAUAACACAAAGCGCUCCAACAGGAGGAAGAACAAAAAGUGCUAAAACUUUAUACUUACCGCAUUUCCUUGAAUUUCCGCCGGGUUUGUAAUAUGCGCCUGGCUUGAAUUACUACCGGGUCAAACUCGCUCCCCAAAUUUCUUAGCGCAUGCUUACUUUUACUGCCGAGUGACGCUUCCCCUGUCAUCUUUUUCAAAAUUUUAUUUAAGUAUUUAUUGCUUUUACUGUGUGUAAACCAGGGGUCUUGUUCUAC
Molecule: messenger RNA, 12241 nt
Organism: Nerophis ophidion (straightnose pipefish)
Lineage: Eukaryota; Metazoa; Chordata; Actinopteri; Syngnathiformes; Syngnathidae
Gene: flrt1b
Product: fibronectin leucine rich transmembrane protein 1b
Exons: 3
Coding region: 712-2910 (732 amino acids)
Molecular function (GO): protein binding
Source: RefSeq, a predicted model, not a curated record